Molecule: messenger RNA, 1290 nt
Organism: Aspergillus aculeatus ATCC 16872
Lineage: Eukaryota; Fungi; Ascomycota; Eurotiomycetes; Eurotiales; Aspergillaceae
Exons: 1
Coding region: 1-1290 (429 amino acids)
Source: RefSeq, a predicted model, not a curated record
AUGGGUUUAAUGGAGGAACUGGUGGCGUGCUGUAACCUACCGCACGCGGGAUACCCUAACAAUGUGGAUCUGAUGGAGCGGGCGCGUCGGUGCACGGCGCUGGAGGCCGAGAUCCUGAACAACCUGCCAAAUCACCUUGAUGACACUGACGCAGAGCAUUUCAUUGGCCUCUAUGGCUUCGAGCAUGUCGCCGAUCGCUUAGAGAGACUGGGCCUCACUGUCGUCGGCGCUGGUGACGGCUACACUUUGACGGAGAUCAGUAAGCUACGCAUCUUCCCCAUGGCCCAACAGUCGAUCUGCCUGAAGUUGGUCUUCCUCGAGGAUGCCCUGCGGGCCCUCAAGAAGAACUGCGACGCGCGCAUGCGACUCGAGACAGAAGGCGUAAUCCGCAACCUGGGCCUGCUCUUCCGGGGGAUCGAGCCCCUCCAGAAAGUCGGCAAGGAGGUGCACUCUCGCCUGAAGGACCUCGAAGAGGAGGUGAAUUCAAGAAUGGUGAAGAAGUCGGAGGCCGAUCAGCGCGGGGACAGCAUAUGGGAAGACUUUUGGCUGCUAAGCCGCAACGAGCGCGGUGAGCAAUUCCGCGCGGACGCACUGCGGGGACUCCAGGCCAGGUAUCCCAGGGCUGAUCUGGAUCUCUGCGAACGGAUCGCGCACCGAAUGAGCGCCUGCUGGAAGCUCCUUAGCUUCCGCUUGCAAGAUAAUCGGCUAGGGUGUCACACGGUGAAUCCUGCCAUUCUUGGGCCCCAGCAGCAGCAGCAGCGGCAGCAGCUUCUCUUGCCUCCUCCGCCACAGCCCCCUGCUGAUGCGACAGAGCACAUAUGCCCCUACUGUAGUGACGUGCUGCCCGUCUCGGUGUACCAGACCCCAGCCAUGUGGCAGCACCACGUGCUUUACGACUAUUCGCCAUACAUCUGCCUGGCGAAGGAGUGUUGGGGGAAUGCCACGUUCGCCCGCCUGGACGACUGGGUCAACCAUAUGCGGGGGCACGGCGGGCACUGGGAAUGCAGCGCGCCAGGGUGUGAGCAGGACACAGUCUCCUUCGGACCACACGAGAGCGACAAAGUCCAUAGGCAUGCGCAGUUGGUCCAUGGCUGGGAUAAGCUGCCAGCCACCGCACUCACCAAGGUCCCGGCGGCCCGACUGGAGUUCACCGAGUGUCCCCUCUGCAAGGAACCGUUUUCGGGCGACGGCCCGGAGGAGGCCAUCAAGUGGCAUCUGGCGGCGCAUGUCGAGACGGAGAUGCUGUCGAUCCGGCCGUUGGUCUCCUAUGCCCAGACGCAUUCCGGGUAG